This is a messenger RNA of Esox lucius (northern pike), 1670 nucleotides long. RefSeq names its product LIM domain transcription factor LMO4-B (gene lmo4lb). The transcript has 5 exons. NCBI's taxonomy places the organism in Eukaryota, Metazoa, Chordata, Actinopteri, Esociformes, Esocidae. The coding region runs from base 373 to 855 and encodes 160 amino acids. The record is from RefSeq and is a predicted model, not a curated record.
UUCAGUAAAUAGUGUAGCUGUCAAAGACGCUUGGGAGAGUUUACUGUCGGAUGAUCUAUCUAAUUGCUUUAAAAGUAUGAGUCGUACCAUCAAUCUACAAUAUAGUUACAUUGUAUCGAAUUGCAGGCCUAUCUAUUUUAACGUGCACUUUUUCUUUUUUGACAUAGCUUUAAUGCGUUUUAAUUAACCAGCAUUGUGAAUGAUUCCGUUCAUUAGUACGAGAUGGACAUCAUAGAAACGCGGGGUUGUCACGCUCAGGUUUAACUAUUGUUGUAAGACUAUCCGCCUUCGUCCAUUGGAUUUUGGUAUACAACUAAAGUUCUUCACGUCUGAAUUCCCUGGAACGAUAUAAGGAGCUCCAGAGGGUGCAGAAUGGUGAACAGCCAGGUGGCUGGCAGUGUGGCGUCGCCCCCCAGGUCCUGUGCUGGAUGCGGGGGAAAGAUCGCCGACCGCUUCCUGCUCUUUUCAAUGGAGCGCUACUGGCACACGCGUUGCCUCAAGUGCUCCUGCUGCCACGCUCAGCUGGGUGACAUUGGCACCACCUGCUACAGUAAAGGAGGCAUGAUCCUCUGCAGGAGUGAUUAUAUCAGGUUGUUUGGGCACAGUGGGGCUUGCAAUGCCUGUGGCCAGUCCAUCCCGGCCAAUGAGAUGGUGAUGAGGGCACAGGGAAAUGUCUACCAUCUCAAGUGUUUCACCUGUGCCACCUGUAGAAACAGGCUGGUGCCCGGCGACCGCUUCCACUAUGUGAACGGCACCAUCUUCUGUGAGCAUGACCGGCCAGGGGCUGGCCUGCUGAACAGUCACCUGCCCUCACUGCAGAGCAACCCUGUGCUGCCUGACCAGAAGGUGUGUUGAGUGGUCAGACGGGGGUCGUGUGCCAUCCAACUUCCUGGUCUCCAUGCUCACCCUGCCCCUGAUGCCGUUGGGGAUCACCUUCCACCCUCCUGUCUCUUUGACCCGGGGGGGUUGUUUUUGCUUGCAGUAUCAACUUCAGAUGUGUUGUCUAUCCGUUCUUGAGGCACUGUACACAGACACACUGUCAUGGCUAGUUGCGCGUGAUGUGGUCCGAAUAUCAAAGACAUUAACACGGACCACAUCAUUUACGUAUGGCUACAUCACACUGAGUCCACAUGUUGUAAAUAAAGGACACGCAGUCGUGUCCGUUUCCAGAACUUCGGAGCAUGCAGACAAAUCCUGUGUUUUAUGGGUAUUGCCAGGACACAGAAGAUUAAAGUUAGCAGAAGUUUUUACAGACCACCUCGAAAUACUUCAUCAUUCACAGUGCCGUGUUACAGUUGUCAUUAUGGACAGGGAUGCCCAAUUGCUUAGAAUAUACAUGAUGAACUCAGACUCUCCCAAUUUGCCAGAUGACUCACUCUGAAAUGAAUUCCACUGUUUUAUUGAUUGUGAAACGUCAGUUGGCUGGAGCGAUGUGGAUGAGUAGCCAGGCAGCCUCAAAUCUGGCAGCUCCAUGAUAUGUAGAUUAAACCAUCGUAUGAGUCGAGUCAAGGAAGAACAUACAUUUGCAAUCUUUUCCUUUAAAUAAUGCUAUUGUGUGUUUCCCAGUAGAGUUCUAUUUCCUUAACAAUAGAUUCACUUUAAUUACGGAACCCUGUUUAAUAUGUCAAAUUAUUACAUGGAAAAAAUGCUAUUAAAAGAUUUUACUGUAA